This is a messenger RNA of Argentina anserina (silverweed cinquefoil), 1806 nucleotides long. Its product is annotated as putative BPI/LBP family protein At1g04970. The record is from RefSeq and is a predicted model, not a curated record. Bases 34 to 1545 code for a protein of 503 amino acids. The transcript is spliced from 6 exons. NCBI's taxonomy places the organism in Eukaryota, Viridiplantae, Streptophyta, Magnoliopsida, Rosales, Rosaceae. Gene Ontology annotation, molecular function: lipid binding.
UUCUUUUCUGUUCUUACCUAGAAACCGAUUUCAAUGGCACCGCCAAUAAUGUUCCUGCUUCUUCUCACUUCGUUCUUGAUUCCAACGCAGACCCAAUUCCAAGUAGAAGCCAAAGACGAAGCCUUUACCUCCAUAGUGAUAUCUCAAAAGGGUCUUGAUUUUCUGAAGGAAUUGCUGGUGAAUGAAGCUGUGUCUUCAAUAAUUCCACUCCAAAUUCCCAGAAUUGAGAAAUCUGUGAGGUUCCCAUUUCUAGGGAGUGUUGAGAUGGUGAUUUCAAAUAUCACAAUCUAUGGGAUCGAUGUGGGUGAGUCUUACAUUAAGCUGGGGGAUGAUGGGGUUGCUAUUAUUGCUUCUGAUACGACUUGCAAUAUGAGCAUGGAUUGGUAUUAUGAGUAUAGUACUUGGGUUGCGCCGGUUGAGGUGAAGGAUGAAGGCAGUGCCUCUGUGAAGGUGGAAGGCGUGGAAGUUGGACUUACAUUCGGCUUGGGGAUCGAAGAAGGAACUCUGAAGCUUUCCCUAAAGGACUGUGGUUGUUAUGUUGAGGAGAUUUCCAUUAAGUUGGAUGGAGGAGCCUCUUGGUUUUAUCAAGGGAUGAUUAAUGCAUUUGGAGAACAAAUUGAAUCUGCAGUGGAAAAUGCUAUCACCAAAAAACUUAAAGAUGGCAUUGUAAAGCUGGACACACUUCUGCAAGCUCUUCCAAAGGAAAUCCCAUUAGAUGAUGAUACUUAUCUGAAUGCCACUUUCGUGAAUGACCCAGUAUUGAGUAAUUCCUCCAUAGGAUUUGAGAUUAAUGGUUUAUUUACUACACGUAUAAAACCUUCAGUCUCUGAGUAUCUUAACAAGGAUCCAAAAGCAUUAGUUGUAUGCUCGGAUCCAUCUAAAAUGCUUGGAAUAGCAUUGGAUGAGGCUGUGUUUAAUUCUGUAGCAGCCACAUACUAUGAUGCAGAAUUUAUGCAAUGGAUUGUUGACAAGAUACCAGAUCAGUCUUUUUUGAACACCGGUGGAUACAGAUUCAUUAUUCCCCAACUAUACAAGAAAUACCCAAACCGUGAUAUGAACUUGAAUGUUUCUUUAUCUUCUCCACCAAUCAUAGAGAUCUCAGAGCAUGAUAUUGGUGCCACUAUCUAUGCUGACCUGAUCAUUGAUGUAUUGGAUGAAGACAAUGUAAUACCGGUUGCAUGCAUCUCAUUGGUCAUUCGUGGAUCAAGUUCAGUUAAAAUCGCAGGCAAUAACCUUGCCGGUAGCAUGAAAGUGGAUGACUUUUCAAUGUCAUUGAAGUGGAGCAAUAUUGGAAGUCUUCGCAUGUAUCUAAUUCAGCCGGUGGUGUGGACAGGCAUUCAGACUGUUUUUGUGCCAUACGUGAACAAACACCUCGGAAAGGGAAUCCCACUACCAAUUGUCCAUGGCUUCACCAUUCAAAAUGGCGAACUACUCUGCUCAGAAUCAAGAGUAAUGGUUUGCAGCGACGUGACUUACGAAGCAUCAGAAUCACACAACCUCAAUUGGCUCCUCCCAAGUUUGUCUAAAUACAGGCACGCUACAUAACGCAUAGCAUCAGCUUCCCCGCUUUGUAUAAUGUACUGCUAAAGUUCAGUCUGUAAAGUUCCAGAGUGCAAGAACAACCCUUGAAUGUGAGAAACUGUCUUCCUAAACACCCACCAGUGUACAUGUUGUAGCUAAAAGCCACUACUUGUUGUCAAGGCUAUAGUCCCCUCACAUGUAAUCUCGGGGAGAGGCCGAAAAUCGGACAAUGUAAUGUUGCAAAGUAUACUUCUGUGUAUGAUAACGAAUAGUUUCUUGACUUUA